Molecule: messenger RNA, 2112 nt
Organism: Amphibalanus amphitrite
Lineage: Eukaryota; Metazoa; Arthropoda; Thecostraca; Balanomorpha; Balanidae
Product: rhomboid-related protein 4-like
Exons: 6
Coding region: 183-1265 (360 amino acids)
Cellular component (GO): membrane
Molecular function (GO): serine-type endopeptidase activity
Source: RefSeq, a predicted model, not a curated record
AUACAACCACAGCCAAGGCCAAGCCAAGGCGAGACGAGUCGGUUGAGCGCGUGUGUUGUGUUGUUUUCAAUGAAAGCGACCGAAAAAGGGAGCUUUUUUGUGUAGUUUCGGCCCAAGCUUUGUGGUUUACAGCACUGGGCAGUGAGCACUUAAAAUAGUCAAAUCGCUGUCAGCGCCCAGUGAUGCAGCCUCGUCGGGGGCGAGGUCAGUCCCAGUUGGGGCUGGGAGUCAUCAUGCUGGCCUCGCAGCUCCUCAAUGUCGGAUUGGACCGCAUCCCACCCGUCACUCUGGCUACCAUUGCUGCUCAAGUGGCGCUGUUUCUAAACAUCAUCCGUCCGCCGUGGCACCGGUAUGAUGCCUGUAUCAGUGUGCUCACUGUGCUGCGUCAGGGCGACUACAAGCGCAUCCUAAUUAGCACCUUCGAACAUGCCGACGAGUGGCACCUUUACUACAACAUGGUCUCUUUCCUCUGGAAGGGCAUGCGUCUCGAGCAAAGGAUGGGAAGCCGGCGGUUCGCCAUUCUUCUGGCAGUGUUCUCAGUCUCCUGUAGCAUGACCUAUCUGGCCUUGGCCAAGACUGCUACAGACUUCUUCCACGAUGGCUCAUACUCCAGACAAUGCGCCAUUGGAUUUUCAGGUGUGAUAUUCGCGCUGAAGGUGCUCACUCACCAGCUGGAGAGCGCGCCCGGCACGUGGACCUAUUUGUCGGGCCUGGCGGUGCCGGCGCGCUGGGCAGUCUGGGCCGAGCUGGUCCUCAUCCACAUACUGGUGCCGGGCGCCUCAUUCAUCGGCCACCUGGCGGGCAUUCUCGUAGGCCUGGCUUACACGUACGGGCCGCUAGAGUACGCCGUCAGCUGCCUCGACAAGAUUAUUGCAGUACCGUUGGCCAGGGCAGGCUCGGCCCACCCUCGGGGCGCCUCCUACACCUACCACAGCGGCUCCACGGGCCGGCGGAGCGGCGGCGGCGGCGGCGGCUCCUGGUCGGCCGGUGGUCCCCGCUCGGGCCCGGCCGGCGGUCCCGGCUCGGGUGGUCCGGGCUCCGGCGGGUUCUGGGGCGCGGCGCCAGAGUACGGCGGCGGCUACCCUCCGCGGCCGUCAGCUCCGCCCGACUACGGCUGGUCGGUGCCGCCGCACGACGGGCCCGCCGGCGCCGAUGACGGUGACGAGGACGCCGCGCUGGCCGAGGCGAUCCGCCGCUCGCGGCAGACGUAUUCAGAAGAGUCGGCGGCGCGGCGCCGGUUCGAGCCCUCGGCGCCACCGCUCUGAGUGGACGCCCGCCGGCUCCAGUCAUCGCCACCUAUUGAUCCGCUGAGGCGGCUGAGUCGCGAUUCGGAAUCGCUGUUUUGUUGCGGCCGCCGCCGCCGCCGGCGGGGGGCUGGGCGGGGGCGGCUGUUUGUUGCGUGAUAUAGCGGAGGACGAGACGUCCUGUCGGUGGCGACAGGCGGCCGCGGAACGAGUGCCGACGCUCGGACCGGGGCGGGUCCGACGGGGACGGAGUUAUCGCACAGCUCUCUGGAAGGUGGUGACGUGAUAAGAACGAAUGUUAUGUGAGCUGGUUUCGGGCGGGGUGGGAGAGUCUCAGCCGUCUCCGAGACUGCGCGUGUCUUACCGUACUGUGCGUGUCGUACCGUCUGGUCUGCCCAGUGGCCGGUCACCGUCAGCCUGUGUCCUGGACGGAGCAGCCGGCGCGCCCGCUCACUGCCGUGACACGCCGGCCGCACUGAGUUAUUAGCCAAGUUGCGACGGCCGAUGUUGCCCGGCGAUCGAGUCGCUAACUUGGCCCGCUGCGUGUGUUGGCGGGCGGCGCUCAACAUAUUGCCUCCUGUCGCCUGUCGUCCUCGCGAUAAAGUUCGCUUUAACUCUUCCCCGGUAUCGAUCACGGCAACCUAUCAUCACGCUAUUUAUCGGAACUUGGAAAGCGAAAGGAGCGGGAAGCUGCGGGAUGUUACUAUUUGGUAGUAUAAGAUUGUCGUGCGAGAAAGCUCGUAUGACGAAGUAGCGUUAGCGUGUUGUGGGAACGUUUGUCUGUGAUAUUACUGCUACGUAGUUACCUCAAUCUGUACUGGAUUUUAUUUAUGGUAACAUAAUAAUAUAUUUCAUCUUGUUCUUUUAA